This is a messenger RNA of Passer domesticus (house sparrow), 2377 nucleotides long. It is a transcript of the gene PID1, whose product is annotated as phosphotyrosine interaction domain containing 1. The record is from RefSeq and is a predicted model, not a curated record. NCBI's taxonomy places the organism in Eukaryota, Metazoa, Chordata, Aves, Passeriformes, Passeridae. Gene Ontology annotation, biological process: negative regulation of D-glucose import across plasma membrane; regulation of mitochondrial membrane potential; regulation of cell population proliferation. Gene Ontology annotation, cellular component: cytoplasm. Bases 251 to 883 code for a protein of 210 amino acids. The transcript is spliced from 3 exons.
CUCUUCCAUCUCCUGGGAGUAGAACACACACGGACAACAGUCUGGAUCUGCAGGGUCUUAAACUUUGGACUCCAUUCAUGUUUGCAUAUGAGAAAGUUUGCAUGUGACUCUGCAUGGAUCUCAGUCCAACACCACUCAAGGAAAUGAGUGUGACUGUUCCAAUUUUCACCAUGGUUUUUUAUUGACUUAUGGAUUUGAAGUAAUCUAAAGUAAAUCUGCCUGGAAUCUGAGCCUAUAAGCCAAAUACAAGAUGCACAAGCACUUUCAGACCAUGUUAAAGACUAAGUUGAAUGUCCUAACUCUUCGUAAAGAGCCUCUCCCGACAGUGAUCUUCCAUGAACCAGAAGCCAUUGAGCUGUGCACCACAACUCCCCUCAUGAAGACCCGGACUCACACUGGAUGCAAGGUUACAUAUUUGGGUAAAGUUUCCACAACAGGGAUGCAGUUUUUGUCGGGCUGCACAGAAAAACCAGUCAUUGAGUUGUGGAAGAAGCACACGCUCACCAGGGAGGAUGUUUACCCAGCUAAUGCCCUGCUGGAAAUUCGCCCUUUCCAAGUCUGGCUGCAUCAUCUGGACCUCAAGGGUGAGGCGACAGUGCACAUGGAUACCUUUCAGGUAGCACGUAUAGCCUACUGCACUGCUGACCACAACGUCAGCCCAAACAUCUUCGCUUGGGUCUAUCGGGAGAUCAACGAUGACCUGUCCUACCAGAUGGACUGCCACGCUGUGGAGUGUGAGAGCAAGCUGGAGGCCAAGAAGCUGGCCCAUGCCAUGAUGGAGGCCUUUAAGAAGACUUUUCACAGCAUGAAAAGCGAUGGCCGGAUCCACAGGAACAGCUCAUCGGAGGAAGUGUCUCAUGAAUUUGAAUCUGAUGAUGGCUGACUGAACUCAUUCACAGUUCAGCAAAGGCAGAAAUGGCUUAGGGAAUGAGAGCUGAUAGGUGAAUAAGCAACAAUUGAAACUGGGUAAUGAAAGGACUGCCAAACACUUGUCUGACCAGCUUUUUAAAUCAGAAGAGCAAUUUGGUACCUACAGAUAUGCAUCAUUAAAGUAAUUACGUUGCAUUGAAAUCUGCUGCUGUUGUAAAAGUGAGAAAAAGAUCUCCCUCCCCCACCUCUGUCACCCUCCCAUCACUGUUCCUUUUUUGUCUCUGUAGUUCAGGUGCAUACCAUGAAGUGCAGUCAUUCCUGUUUGUCUUAUGAGACUGGUCAGGCAAUUUUAUUAGUUGCUUCUCUGGCAUUCCUAGCUGCAGGCUGAUGCUGAAGCACAAGAGCAAGUAGGCCUGGAAAGCCCUAAUGGUUCCCGAAGAAUCUUUCCCCAUGAUACAUCACACAGACCCUUUGACAGUAUGUAGGCUAAGACAGCCAUACACAGCCUUUUAGACUAAUGGCCUGGCAUUCUGCAGUUAAUUCACAUUUCACAGAUGAAAGAUGAAAGAUGCUUGUAUGUACACAUUAUAUCAUAUGCUAUCCUUUAUUUUAUUCAUUGUACCUAUUUUCUUAACAUACUGGCUGCCAUGUCUUUCACCCAACACCAGUAGUUGCAGUUUCAGACUGUGUACUGCAGGAUACCAAAAAGGGGUGGGCAGAAAUACUCCCUGGUGGCUGGGGGGUCAGCAAGUCAGCCCUGCUGUCUGUGCAUUAGCCCACCCUGAUUGCUCCACAGGAGGGGGGCCCGCUGGGAAGAGUUGAGGGACGCUUGGGUGUGUCAGUGUUAGAACUGUGACUUCUCAUCAACCUCAGGGGUGACGAGAUCCGAGCGCGGUGGGCACAGCUCUGUGUCCCCUUUCUGCAUUGCUGGUCGAGCGACCCUGGUGGGAUGGAGCUGGCAGUGUCUCACCACACAGGGCUGCCUCACUGUAAAGAUCAAAGGAAGUGGUCCCUUAGGAGUCAGGUUUGAACAUCUGUUCUGGUUGAGAACCUCGUGUUAAGAUUCCCUUAUCUUUCCUUGUUCACAGAUAUACAGUCAUGCCUUUCUUAAAUGCAGAUGUUUAAUAAAACUCAAAUAAAGUAAAAACUUGUUUCACUUGAUAUUUUUUAAGGCUGAGAGCAGAUCAAUAGUUUGCAAGUAAUGCUGCUCCUUUGUACAAUUUUGUUUGUAAUUAUGGUAAUGUUAGGGGCACUAGGGCACCUUACAGAAGCCUUAAAAGAAAGCUAAUCCAAGCAGAUAGCUCUGUGUCUGUGUUUUGUGUCUCUGUGUUUGUAUGUGAGAGUGUAUGUGCGAGUCCAGUGGUAAAGCAUGUGGAUUGAGCAUGGAGAUGUAUUGAGGAGGGCCCACACCUCUUGAAAAUAUGCUUGUUGCUUUACAAUGUAUGUAAACUGUUCUCCAGCAUAAAUGCAUUCAUACUUUAAUAAAAAAAAAAAGUUUUGAGUUAAA